Molecule: messenger RNA, 2439 nt
Organism: Sapajus apella (tufted capuchin)
Lineage: Eukaryota; Metazoa; Chordata; Mammalia; Primates; Cebidae
Gene: PIP4P2
Product: phosphatidylinositol-4,5-bisphosphate 4-phosphatase 2
Exons: 7
Coding region: 301-1074 (257 amino acids)
Biological process (GO): phosphatidylinositol dephosphorylation
Cellular component (GO): late endosome membrane; plasma membrane; lysosomal membrane
Molecular function (GO): phosphatidylinositol-4,5-bisphosphate 4-phosphatase activity
Source: RefSeq, a predicted model, not a curated record
UUCUCUGGCUAGCUGGCUCCCACUCCUCUACUCCCCCUCCUCCCACCCUUUCUUUCUUUCUCCCUUCCCUCCUCUCCCCUCCCCCAGCCAAGCCUCCCAGCACACUUCCCUUCCGCCGCCUCCCGGUCCCGCACCCUCCCCUCCCCUCCCCCCGCCUCCUGCCUUGUGACACAUCCUGGGCCCUCCCGGAGGCGGCAGCAGCAGCGGCAGCAGCGGCAGCAGAGGCAGCAGCACUAGCUACCACUCUGCCGAGGCCGCAACCCCGGCUCAGCCUCCCCAGGCCCCGCCGCUGCCGCAGUAAUGGCUGCUGACGGGGUGGACGAACGCUCGCCUCUGCUGUCAGCAUCCCACUCCGGAAAUAUCACUCCCACCGCCCCACCGUACUUGCAAGAAAGCAGCCCCAGAGCGGAACUUCCACCUCCAUAUACAGCCAUUGCCAGUCCAGAUGCCAGUGGUAUUCCAGUAAUAAACUGCCGUGUGUGCCAAUCACUAAUCAAUUUGGAUGGCAAGCUUCACCAGCAUGUGGUUAAGUGCACAGUUUGCAAUGAAGCUACACCAAUCAAAAACCCUCCAACAGGGAAGAAAUAUGUUAGAUGCCCUUGUAAUUGUCUUCUUAUCUGUAAGGACACAUCUCGACGAAUAGGAUGCCCGAGACCCAACUGUAGACGCAUAAUUAACCUUGGCCCAGUAAUGCUUAUUUCUGAAGAACAACCCGCCCAACCUGCAUUGCCAAUCCAACCAGAAGGCACAAGGGUCGUGUGUGGCCACUGUGGUAACACAUUCCUGUGGAUGGAACUGAGGUUCAACACUCUGGCAAAAUGCCCACACUGCAAAAAAAUCUCCUCAGUGGGUAGUGCGCUUCCACGAAGACGCUGCUGUGCAUAUAUUACAAUUGGAAUAAUAUGUAUUUUAAUUGGAGUAGGAUUAACUGUUGGCACCCAAGAUUUUGCAAGGCGAUUUCGAGCAACCUAUGUUUCUUGGGCGAUUGCUUAUCUCCUAGGGUUGAUCUGCCUUAUCCGAGCUUGUUACUGGGGAGCCAUAAGAGUCAGUUAUCCAGAACACAGUUUUGCAUAAGCUUGUUUAUUUUUCAGUGAUGCAGGUGAGAGUGUCUAGCAGUUCUUGGUAAGCUACUCUGGGCAUCUUUAAAUUAUUUAUCCUAAUGGAUUCCAUUCUGGUUUAUACAUAAUAGUUUCAAGACUUUGGGAGUCUUUUAUGAACAAAUGCUCAUUGCACUACAUUAUAUGCAAAUUGUUUUGCUGCUAGGUUUUCAUAAUUGUAAUAAUAAAGCUUUUUCAUGUUCUUUUACAUCUCUUAUAGAUAUUUUUGGAUCUGUUACCAAACAUUACAUUUACUCACACCCUUUCAUUAUUUUAAAAUCAGUUAUUUCAUUACUUGCUGAUAUGUGAAUAUUCCUAAGUGUUUAUAAAUAUUUCUACAAUAGUUUCACAUUUAUACUUACAUUUUAAUUAAACAGUAUCAAAAUUGCUUGCUUAAUACCUAAGCAAUAUGCAUUUUGCUUGAACUGCUUACUGUAACUUUAACCUAAGAUUAUAGUGACCUUAUUCAGGAAAAAAAUUUAGUGUACCUUCAAAGACUUGACAUUCUUGACAGAGAAAAAAACAUUUCUAGAUACUGUAUGCUUGUUUUUGUUGUUUGUAGAAAGAUACAAUAUUUUGGUAGUAAUUUAAAAUACAAGAAUGAAUAUUUAUUUGUCCACAGUUGGAGAUGUUGGAUAAAUGUCUUUUCUCAAAGAUCACAGGACUUUUGUCUUUCAUUUUUGUCUUUUUAUUUACCAGUUAGAAAAGAUCUGGUCUGGAUUUAUGGAAUUUAAUGUUUAUCAUUACAUGUUUUAUAAUACUUAACUAUUUAAUCAAAGAUAUAUUUACAUUGGGUUGUGCCCCUUUUCCUUAAAUCAUGGUACAUUUUUCUUAUUGAGGUAAUUAUGUACUACUGUACUUACAUUUGAAGAAGCUUAUGACAUUUUACAAUAGCUAAAAUAAUUGAAAUUGGAGGUAAUUUUACUAUUCUCCUCAAAGGUAACUUAUCAGAUAAUUACCCAAAUUAUUCAAGAAACUAGAUCAGAGAAGAAGAACAACGUAGUUUUCUAAGAAUUCAUUGAAAUUUAUGGAAUCAGCUCCUGCACUGCCCAUCUUUGCAGUUUUGAAAAAUAAAUUGCUUAAUUACAAAUGUUCUACAGUCUUUAAAUGUAGUCAAAUUAGACAGUGAGAUCGUCUGAGUAAACUAAUUGGUGAUUCCAGAGAUAAGACUAACAUUUUAAACUAUUUAUGUUACUGAUUAGUAUAAAGACGUACUCAUCCCAGAAUUUGGAGGAAAAUACAUGUACACUUCCAAGAGUAAAUGACAAAUGUAUAAAUGUGUUAGCUCAGGAUUAUAUGUACCUUUAAAAAUACACUAAUAAAGAUUAUUGUUCAAAAAUUA